AGUGGGAGGAGCCUAGGAGGAGCCCAGCCCCCAUACAAUCCCUCCACAGGGGGACACAGCCGCCGACAUAUUAUCAGGCCGGAGAAGGAGGGGAUAGGCUGAGAGGAGCAUCGUACGGAGGAGCCCAUCUUCUCCUCCCAGCACAACAAGCUCAUCCACGGGGGCGGAUCGGUUAAGAUUGUGCUAUGAAUGGUGAUUCCAGCACAGGGGUGGUGACCUCACCACCCCCUACAAAUGCUCCCCACAAAGAGAAGUACUUUGACCGGGUGGAUGAAAACAACCCAGAGUACCUUAGAGAAAGAAACAUGGCACCUGACCUCCGACAGGACUUCAAUAUGAUGGAGCAGAAAAAGAGAGUUUCUAUGAUACUUCAAAGUCCGGCCUUUUGUGACGAACUGGAAACCAUGAUCCAGGACCAACUCAAGAAAGGAAAAAAUCCCACGGGGUUAUUAGCAUUACAGCAAAUAGCAGACUUUAUGACCACAAGUGUACCAAGCGUUUACCCCUCAGCCCCUCAGGGUGGAAUGGCAGCAUUAAACCUAAGUUUGGGAAUGGUCACGCCUGUGAAUGAUCUCAGAGGAUCUGACUCCAUUGCUUAUGAAAAGGGGGAAAAGCUGCUUCGCUGUAAACUAGCCGCGUUUUAUCGAUUAGCUGAUCUGUUUGGAUGGUCCCAGCUGAUCUACAAUCACAUUACAGGCAGAGUGAGUUCAGAACAAGAACACUUCCUGAUUGUUCCCUUUGGACUCCUGUACAGUGAAGUUUCGGCAUCUAACCUGGUUAAAAUCAAUCUUCAAGGUGAAAUGAUUGACCGCGGCAGUACUAACCUAGGAGUGAAUAAAGCUGGUUUCACAUUGCAUUCUGCCAUAUAUGCUGCACGACCUGACAUAAAAUGCAUCGUCCAUAUCCACACCCCUGCUGGUGCUGCUGUGUCUGCCAUGAAAUGUGGCUUGUUGCCGCUGUCUCCAGAAUCCUUGUGUCUAGGGGAGGUGACAUAUCAUGACUAUCAUGGCAUACUAGUUGAUGAAGAGGAGAAAGUAUUAAUUCAAAAGAACUUGGGUCCUAGAAGCAAAGUACUAAUUCUCCGAAACCAUGGACUGGUAACUAUGGGAGAGACAGUGGAAGAAGCUUUCUAUUAUAUACACAAUCUUGUGUCUGCCUGUGAAAUUCAGGUACGCACCUUGGCCAGUGCAGGAGGUCCAGACAACUUAGUACUACUAGACCCCGGAAAAUACAAGAAAUCACGAGCACCUGAGUCACCAUCUGGAGAAGGAGUGACGCACCCAAAGUGGCUUAUUGGGGAGCAGGAGUUUGAAGCCCUCAUGAGAAUGCUGGACAACCUGGGCUAUAGAACUGGCUACCCUUACCGAUGUCCUGCACUGCGAGACAAGGCCAAAAAGUACAGUGAUGUAGAGAUCCCUGCCAGCGUCACUGGCUACUCCUUUGGCAGUGACGGUGACUCAGGCACCUGUUCCCCUCUCAGACACAGUUUUCAGAAACAGCAGCGGGAGAAGACAAAAUGGCUGAACUCUGGUAGAGCCGAUGAUGCCUCAGAUGAUGGGCAGAACGGAGGCAGCCCCAAGUCGAAGACUAAGGUGUGGACGAACAUUACACACGAUCACGUGAAACCCUUGCUGCAGUCUCUCUCGUCCGGUGUCUGCGUGCCAAGCUGUAUAACCAACUGCUUGUGGACUAAAGAGGAUGGGCUGAGAACUGCCACCUCUACUGUCCCUAAUCUGUUUGUCCCAAUGAACACAAAUCCCAAGGAAGUGCAAGAGAUGAGGAACAAGAUAAGAGAGCAGAAUUUGCAAGAUAUUAAAACGGCUGGCCCUCAGUCUCAGGUCCUGAGCGGAGUUGUGAUGGAGCGGAGCAUGGUGCAGGGAGAGCUGAUUACCGCAUCAAAAGCCAUCAUUGAGAAGGAAUACCAGCCUCACGUCAAAGUCAGUAAAGCCGGACCAAACCCUUUCAACAAACUGACAGACCGAGAGCUGGAUGAUUAUCGGAGGGAAGUUGAGCGUAAGCAAAAGGAUACUGCAGAUCAAUUAGAGGAGUUGGCAGAACAGAAGGACUUGCUCCCAGACACCACCUUAGCUCGCACCCCUCCCAGCACACCAAUCAAACAAGAAGAAGAGUCUCCUCAGGAGCCAACCUACAGAGAUGACAGUGAUGCUGCAACCUUCAAGCAAACUCUUCCAGACCUUACCCCAGAUGAGCCAUCUGAAUCUCUCGGCUUUCCAUCCGUGGACAAACCAAAUGAAGGAGAAAAUGCCUCUGCCGAGGAGGACCUUCCUAAAGUUCACACAGAAACUGCUCCUGAAGAACACAAGGAGCCUGAACCUCAAAACAUUGACUCUUCUCCUGCCGCCGCACCAGCUGCGGAGGAAGCGGCGGUGGCCCCACCAGAGGCCGCACAGGCUGAAAACGCACAGGCCGAUGCUGGCGGCGACGAAUCUCCCGGCAAAUCUCCCUCCAAAAAGAAGAAGAAAUUCCGCACUCCUUCCUUCCUGAAGAAGAGCAAGAAGAAGAGCGAGUCGUAGAGAGCUGCAGGAACACUGUCAUGUUUCUAAGAGUUCCAUUAACCACUAGAAUGUACCCGAUCUUAUUGUUUGUCUCCAUUUAUAUAAAGGAAUGCCAGAAAACUCCGUAACUGAUCCUGCUAGUCAUAGUUUGAUUGUGAAAGGUUAAACCAGGAAAGUCACAUCACACCAGGUGCUUUACCUGUGUGUUCAGCAGCUUAUGACACAAACUGUUCACUUGGCUUUUCAGUUGUGAUUGUACAGCCCAGCUGAAUAGCUAAAUGCACUGCUGAUAGCUUGUGAUCACCACUUUCUGUUAACACUUGGGCAUGUCUCUUGUAAAUAGCUGGCUUUUGCUUUGCUCUGUGGGG
Nanorana parkeri is the source of this 2884-nucleotide messenger RNA. It is a transcript of the gene ADD1, whose product is annotated as adducin 1. Gene Ontology annotation, molecular function: actin filament binding. Bases 186 to 2534 code for a protein of 782 amino acids. The record is from RefSeq and is a predicted model, not a curated record. The transcript has 15 exons. Gene Ontology annotation, cellular component: cytoskeleton; plasma membrane; adherens junction. Gene Ontology annotation, biological process: barbed-end actin filament capping; positive regulation of adherens junction organization; positive regulation of establishment of endothelial barrier. NCBI's taxonomy places the organism in Eukaryota, Metazoa, Chordata, Amphibia, Anura, Dicroglossidae.